Gossypium arboreum is the source of this 1395-nucleotide messenger RNA. RefSeq lists its product as uncharacterized. The record is from RefSeq and is a predicted model, not a curated record. Lineage: Eukaryota; Viridiplantae; Streptophyta; Magnoliopsida; Malvales; Malvaceae. The transcript is spliced from 2 exons. Bases 1 to 1395 code for a protein of 464 amino acids.
AUGUGCGUGGAAAGGCUUAUCAAAGCAGGUGUUGUAAAAUUUGAUGAUACACCUGGUACAGGAAAUCUAUUGCCCAGUCAUACUGAUAAAGGGGUAAACGCCAUAAUUGAGAAUAUGGGGAGAAAAGUCAAGCUGAAUAUCGCAGAGGUGAGAACCCCAUUGAAGCUAGUUUGGAAGGAAAUACAGAAGAGAGGUUUAGCCCUGCAGGGGCUGGGGGAUAAAAUCCAGGAUACAUGGAACUACUGUGAGUUCCAUAAUGAGAAAUAUCACGAGAUCCAGAAUUGUAUUGAGUUCAGGGCCCUAGUACAGGGUCUAAUGGAUAAUAAAGAAUUGGAGUUCCUCGAGUCUGUCGAAGAGGGGGAUGUAUGCUCUCUAGGAGGGCAGUCAAGUGAAGAAGGCUGCAGAGCCAGCCGUCUAGUGAUAAUUAUUUCGAAGCCCAGAAUUAGUGAAGUAGAAGAAAGAGUUACACCAAGAGUUAUAAUCCGGAAGCCAACAGCUUCCCCUUAUAAAGAUAGUCAUAGGGUGCCUUGGAAUUAUAAUUGUAGUAUAGAAGUUUUAGAGAAGGAGGGUUCGAUUAGCACGCCAAACACAGAACCCGAACCAGCAAAAGGGAAACCCGUCAUGCUCAAGAAAGAAGUAGAGAGAUCAGAACCACUGGUUAAUGAGCCAGUAAUGGAAAAUGAAGCCAAGGAGUUCUUGAAGUUCCUAAGACACAACGAGUAUAGUGUCCACCGCAACGCAUUGACGAAAGUGUUGAACGAAACCUAUGUUGCGGAUGACAUUUCGGUUAACAAAUUGGAUCGUCUCAUCGGCAACAUAAGCGCUGACAAUUUUAUCUCCUUCAGCGAUGAUGAGAUACCGCCAAGGGGUAAGGGGUCUACUAAGGCUCUGCAUGUCACUACACAUUGCAAGGGGUAUACGCUACCCGGAGUACUAGUUGAUAAUGGGUUCACAUUGAACGUAUUGCCUUGGGCUACGUUAAACCAUUUACCUAUAGACAGUUCCCAUAUGAAGACGUGUCAGAACAUAGUAAGAGCAUUUGAUGGCAUAGAAAGGAAAGUAAUGAGAAAGAUAGAGGUACCUCUUCAGAUUGGCCCAAACACGUACGAGGUAGAUUUUCUCGUGAUGGAUAUUAAGCCCUCCUAUAACUGUCUAUUAGGAAGACCUUGGGUUCACUCAGCUGGGGCAGUGCCAUCCUCACUGCACCAGAAGCUAAAGAUGGUUACUGAGGGACGGCUAAUAACAAUAAAUGCGGAGGAGGACAUUAUUGCGUUAGUUACCAGUGAUGCACCCUACGUAGAGAAUGACAACGAAGCGGUUGAAUGUUUAUUUCGAUCGUUAGAGUUUGUAAACGCAACGUUUAUAGCUGAAGGAAGCAGGAUUCCCGAUACCUAA